GACCGAGACACGGGACUUAUUUCAUUUCUUCAGAUGUGUGGUAUUUGCGUAAUCAGGGCAGAUAGAUGGCUAUACGCAGUAAAGAUGUUUAAGGGCAUUAAAUGACGCGAUUACUUUAGAAUGCACCCACAUGGGAGGAAAAUAUAUAAGACUUUCUAAAUUAUUUGCUUUAAAUCUUAAACGGCACUGACUCGAAGAAAAAAAAAAGUCCAGUGUCUGCUAGUGAGUCAUGGCCACGGGCCAUGCAUUCCACCACUGAAGUGCAAUGUCUGAGCUGAGCAAAAUGCCUUGUCCCAAUUCCUGUGAGGGCUGCCGAGUAGGGACCCCCGUAUUGAAACUAGUCUGUUUUUGCUGUGGUCACAUGACCACUGCCACCCAGCAAUGAAAAAGAGAAGCCUCUCCACGUCAGCUUACGUCCCAGUGUUCCCUUCUCAGAGCUGCUUUACAGAGGCAGCACCACAGAGUAAUCAUGCUAAGCUCAGCUAAAGCGAAGAUUCCAGGAUAGCAAUGGACAGUGAUGAGCGGGUCUCUUGCUCUUCGAACAUGUAUUUGCCCAACUGUACUUAUUAUGUGUCGGGUCCUGAUUUCUCCAGCCUUCCUUCUUUCUUGCCCCCAAAUCCUACGUCUCGCCCGAUGACUUUCCCUUAUUCCACAAACCUCUCCCAAGUUCAGCCCGUCAGAGAAGUUACCUUCAGAGACUAUAGCAUUGAUACAGCUAGUAAAUGGCACAGCAGAAGCAAUGCGCCACACUAUUAUUCAGAAGACGAGAUCAUGCACAGAGACUGUUUUCCUUCCACUAAUACUACUAGUAUGACAGAACUUUUUGGGAAAAGCAGCUCCGGUGCCUACCACUCUAACUCCAACGGUUCGCCAAGCUUUUAUGGCUCUGUAGGUCGAAAUGGGGUCCUGCCUCAAGCGUUUGACCAGUUCUUCGAAACUGCUUAUGGUUCCACAGAAAGCAAGCCCCCAGAUUGCCCCAGGUACAAACAUUCCGUUAAAAUGCUCGGGGCAACUUCAAGUUCGGAGACUUGCCGACAGGCGGAUGAUAAAGGGAGGAGAGCAGAGAGCAGCAGCCCAGAGUCUUCUUCCGGCAACAAUGAGGACAAGUCCAGCAGCAGCUUCAGUGGUGCUCGCAUUCGAAAAAAGAGAUGUCCGUAUACAAAAUACCAGAUCAGGGAACUAGAAAGAGAAUUUUUCUUCAGUGUAUACAUUAACAAAGAAAAACGCCUCCAGCUUUCAAGAAUGCUUAACCUUACUGACCGGCAAGUUAAAAUUUGGUUUCAGAACAGAAGAAUGAAAGAAAAAAAACUCAACAGAGACCGGUUGCAGUACUACACUGCUCCACUUCUAUAAAACAGUUUACUGCUUUGAGGAACAAUGUACUGCAGACAUACCAUUCUGAGUCAGUUCCAAAACUCAGUUACAUUUCACUACAGUGAAUCAGGAAAAUGCACACUAUGUUCUAAAGUACCACUGCAUAGACUUCAGCUGUAUUCUUGUGUCUGAGCAGUAACUGGAUAUUAUUUCAACGAGACGGUGUCAGGCUUUGCUAUAAAUGAGCCAUUCGGACUUCAUUCAAUGCACUGCACCAAUUUAUGCUGUGCAUCAGUCCCCCUGCAGCCCAGCAGUGAUAUUGUUUUAACGAGGUAUGGUGGAGGGGAAACACCCCGUUAUUUUCCCCUUCUGGUCUUUGAAGAAUUGUUACACCAUCUGUAUUUUCAAAUCAGUUCAUUCAUAUAGGAGUCAACCAAUAUGCACUUUCUGUAAUAUACAAUGUUUAUGCAUGUACUCUUAAACCACGGAUACCUGUUUUAAUAUUCGAAGAGAAUGCAGCUGCAGCUUUGAAGCUUGGUUAUUUCUUCCAGAUAUAUUUAAUUUAAUGUAUAUACAUCAGUAGACGUAAUAAGUCACAGCAGUUCUCACAAAAGUACAUUUUGUUUGAUUCUUUAAUCCCCAUAUGAAUGCGCUGUAAAGCUAAGUGCACACAAAAGAGGAGCCCUUACAUAACCGGGAAGUGUGAAUCAACACGUAUACGCAUAUGUAUUUAAGCACAGAGUUGUGUAAAUGUUGCAUGGUUUGUUUUGUAAGUUGUAGCCUUGAAGAAGAUGACAUUGCGUUACUCCCGUGGCUACUAAGAGUGUAUGCGUUUGGACAGACACGCAAAAAUACAAAUAAUACAAAAAACGCACCCCCUCUCAUACACAGACAUGCACUCCCCCCUAACAAAUGAUUACAAACAAGAGUCAGAAAAAGAAAGAGACGCCGAAAUUAUGAUACGAGCUGUUAGAAAACAUAACAUGUUUUCCAUUUUUUAUGUCUAAACCUGUUAACAAAAUCGUACAAGACUGUAUUUCUUAUUAGGUUCAUUUUUCGCAGUUGUGAAAUAAAUAGUGCGAUUUAAA
Protopterus annectens (West African lungfish) is the source of this 2402-nucleotide messenger RNA. RefSeq names its product homeobox A11 (gene HOXA11). The coding region runs from base 508 to 1353 and encodes 281 amino acids. Gene Ontology annotation, biological process: anatomical structure development; regulation of transcription by RNA polymerase II. The transcript has 2 exons. Gene Ontology annotation, cellular component: nucleus. NCBI's taxonomy places the organism in Eukaryota, Metazoa, Chordata, Ceratodontiformes, Protopteridae. Gene Ontology annotation, molecular function: RNA polymerase II cis-regulatory region sequence-specific DNA binding; DNA-binding transcription factor activity, RNA polymerase II-specific. The record is from RefSeq and is a predicted model, not a curated record.